Xiphophorus couchianus (Monterrey platyfish) is the source of this 2013-nucleotide messenger RNA. RefSeq names its product S-adenosylhomocysteine hydrolase-like protein 1. The transcript has 17 exons. Gene Ontology annotation, cellular component: cytosol. Bases 43 to 1779 code for a protein of 578 amino acids. The record is from RefSeq and is a predicted model, not a curated record. Lineage: Eukaryota; Metazoa; Chordata; Actinopteri; Cyprinodontiformes; Poeciliidae. Gene Ontology annotation, biological process: L-methionine cycle.
GAGCAAACCUAAGUCACUUCAUUCCUGCAGAGCACAGGGGUAAUGGCGAAGGAAAAGAAAGAUAUAGGCAGCUCCUGGGAGGACCUGGCAUUACCCGAAUACUUUCCAGAACCAUACACAGAGGAGAGAGCUGAGGAGGAGGAGGAGGACACAGAAGAAGCUGCCAAAGACAGCGCAGUAAAAUGCAGCCCAACUCUGCUGAGGAUGCUGAAGGCAGCAGAGAGCAGGUGGACGCCUCGCGACAGAGACAAGGCAGAACCGUCCAAACUGGGGUGGAAAGUCAGCGAGGCCGAGGCUUUGAAGACAAACAUGCAAAUUCAGCUCAAUGACCAGCAAGAGGAAUUCAACAAGCUUCCCACCAAGACUGGACCUCGGCCUCUGUCUCACUCCGUCUCCCAGUUGUCUGCAGACUGCUUCAGUUCAGUGGGCAGCGUAAGCUCUGAAGAUGAAUCCCCUCCCCAACAGAAGCCACAGAAGACCUCCAAGGGCCUGACGGACUUCUGCAUCAAAAGCAUCAAGCAGGCUGCCUUUGGGCGCAAAGAAAUAGACAUCGCUCAGCAAGGAAUGCCGGCUCUGAUGAUCCUGAGGAAAAGAGCAGGUGGAGAGAAACCUCUGGCUGGAGCCAAAGUCGUGGGAUGCACACACAUCACUGCACAGACAGCGGUGUUAAUUGAGACUCUGGCAGCGUUGGGGGCUCAGUGUCGAUGGGCCGCUUGCAACAUCUUCUCCACCCAGAACGCGGUGGCUGCUGCUCUGGCUGAAGGAGGAAUCUCGGUGUUUGCCUGGAAAGGAGAAUCGGAGGAUGACUUCUUGUGGUGUAUAGACCGAUGCGUGGCCGCUGACUCCUGGGAGCCAAACUUGAUUCUGGACGAUGGCGGUGAUUUGACCCAGUGGAUCUACAAGAAGUAUCCGAGCCUGUUCAAAAAGCUCAAAGGCAUUGUGGAGGAGAGCGUGACGGGCAUCUAUCGGUUGUACCAGCUGUCCAAAGCCGGCAAACUGUGCGUCCCUGCCAUGAACGUGAACGACUCUGUGACCAAGCAGAAGUUUGACAACAUUUACUGCUGCAAGGAGUCCAUACUGGACGGGUUGAAGCGAACAACUGAUGUCAUGUUUGGAGGAAAGCAGGUGGUGGUGUGUGGAUACGGCGAGGUCGGUAAAGGCUGUUGCGCCGCUCUGAAAGGACUGGGCGCCGUCAUUUACGUGACAGAAGUGGAUCCUAUUUGUGCCCUUCAGGCCUGCAUGGAUGGCAUCAGAGUGAUUACACUGAGUGAAGUUAUCAGACAUGCAGACAUGGUGAUCACCUGCACAGGCAACAAGGACGUGGUAACUCGGGAACACUUUGACAGAAUGAGAAGCGGCUGCAUCGUCUGCAACAUGGGACACUCAAACACUGAGAUAGAUUUGGCAAGUCUGCGGACCACAGAGCUGAAGUGGCAUCGAGUCAGGCCUCAAGUGGACCACAUCAUCUGGCCUGAUGGCAAGCGGGUCGUCCUCCUGGCUGAGGGUCGGCUGCUGAACCUGAGCUGCUCCACUGUGCCGUCAUUUGUCCUCUCCGUCACAGCUGCAACUCAAGCUUUGGCUCUAAUAGAGCUGUACAACGCCCCAGCAGGGCGGUACAAACAGGACGUUUACCUGCUGCCAAAGAAGAUGGAUGAAUAUGUAGCCAGUCUGCACCUGCCGAUGUUUGACGCUCAUGUAACAGAGCUGACCGAUGAGCAGGCCCAGUACCUCGGCAUCAGCAAACACGGACCCUUCAAACCCAAUUAUUAUAGAUAUUAAUCAAAGAGAUAAUUUGGCUUGAAAAUCCAUUCAACACCUCCUACCAUGAGGCACUGGCGCCCCCUGCAGUCACAUGCACUGUACUGCUGUUGUGCCGUGACAGCCUUUCAUUUAUAUUUUAUUUUAUUUUAUUUUUUGUUUUUGUUUCUUUCAGUCACAUUUCUGUGUCCAGAAUAUAUUAUCCACUAAAUUUUGAAUUAAUUAUUAAAAUAAACAGACAUUUGUUAAAACUUU